This is a messenger RNA of Miscanthus lutarioriparius, 1596 nucleotides long. Lineage: Eukaryota; Viridiplantae; Streptophyta; Magnoliopsida; Poales; Poaceae. The record is from the annotation of a GenBank genome assembly.
AUGUCCGCCAACGAGCUCACCGCCGCGGAUGAGGUUUGUGAUGAGAGAAUAAACUUUAAUGUGGCUACCUCAAAUCAAACUGAAAAUGGAGACAUAACCACAGUUAGUUUGGUGGAGUCAGAGAGGGCGGCCUAUACAUUUAUUCCUCAAACUCCUAUCAGAUCAACUGAUGCACACCUUGAGGAGUUCUCUGAAGCUUUGAGAACUGUUGCAAAAACGCUGCGACGAGUUGCAGAAGGGAAAGCUGCUGCUCAAGCAGAUGCAGCUGAAUGGAAGCGCAAGUAUGAAUUAGAGAUGGCAUCCAACGAACACAAACGUCAUAAUGUAAUCAGAGGCUGCAGUAACUUUGGGAACGACAAGUUAGAGCAACCGACUAGUCAAUUGGCAUUGGAGAUUGCCCCCAUUGAUCAAACAAGUUGUUGUGGAAACCAUGGGAUCUGUUCACAUCAAAUACUCCAGGAUGAAUGUCCUGGACCUAAACGAAAACAAGAUGAAAAGAUUAUUGGAAGAAAGGCACCUUUUAGACUUGUAUGGGGAUGCGAUGGGGAUAAGAAUGGUCAGCACAAGCGUGAUUUUGUGUCCUUCGAAAAAGGUGACAUAAAAACAGCGGAGCGCAGCAAUAAGCAGAUUUUGCUAAAAUGGGAAUCCCCUCCGCAAACAGUUCUUUUUGUUACUAAACCUAAUUCCAACUCUGUGCUUGCUCUCUGCGCUGAAAUGGUUAGAUGGCUUAAAGAGCACAACAAUAUGAAUGUAUUCGUAGAGCCACGGGUUAGAAAGGAACUACUGGCUGAAGAUUCUUACUUCAGCUUUAUCCAGACAUGUAAUAAUGAUCAGGAAGCAAAGACAUUACAUACGAAAAUUGAUCUGAUUGUAACUCUUGGCGGUGACGGAACUGUUUUGUGGGCUGCAUCAUUAUUCAAAGGGCCAGUUCCCCCUGUUGUUGCGUUCUCUCUUGGAUCAUUGGGAUUCAUGACUCCAUUCCCAAGCGAGCAAUACCGUGAAUGUUUGGGCAAUGUGCUAAAACAACCAUUUAGCAUCACAUUGAGGAGCCGUCUGCAGUGUCAUGUGAUCCGUGAUGCAGCUAAGGAGCAAGAUGAGACUGAGGAACCAAUUCUAGUACUAAAUGAAGUGACAAUUGACCGUGGAAUGUCAUCUUACCUUACCUACCUAGAAUGCUACUGUGACAGUUCUUAUGUUACACGCGUACAAGGAGAUGGGCUAAUAAUAUCAACAACAUCUGGAAGCACUGCAUAUUCAUUGGCAGCUGGAGGAUCAAUGGUUCAUCCACAGGUACCGGGGAUCCUUUUCACACCAAUCUGUCCGCACUCGUUGUCAUUCAGGCCGUUGAUUCUACCAGAAUAUGUAACUCUGCGCGUGCAAGUGCCAUUCAAUAGCAGGGGGCAGGCUUGGGCAUCCUUUGAUGGCAAGGGCAGGAUUCAGCUAGGACCAGGUGAUGCGCUCAUCUGCAGUAUUUCCCCUUGGCCUGUACCCACAGCGUGCCUUGCGGACUCGACAACCGACUUCCUGCGAAGCAUCCAUGAGGGUCUCCACUGGAACCUGAGGAAAAGCCAAUCGUUCGAUGGCCCAUCUGCAUGA